AUGCGCAACACACUCAUCUUCGCUGGGAGCUCGUGUCCCGCUCUCACGGGUCAAAUAUGUUCGAACUUGAGCAUGGCACCCGCAGCUGUCGAGCUUUCUCAGUUUGCAAAUGGAGAGACCAGCGUCAAGAUCUUGACCAGCAUUCGCGAGAAGGAUGUAUUUGUGGUUCAAUCGGGAAGUAGAAGGAUCAAUGAUAGCAUCAUGGAGCUUCUGAUUUUGAUAUCUGCUUGUAAAGGUGGUUCAGCAAACAAAAUCACAGCCGUCCUUCCCUAUUUCCCCUACAGCCGGCAGUCGAAGAAGAAAUCUCAUCGAGGAGCUAUCACGGCACGAAUGCUCGCGAAUCUACUCAACAUAGCCGGCGUCAACCACGUUAUCACAAUUGAUUUGCAUGCAUCUCAGAUGCAAGGUUUUUUCAAGUGCCCGGUGGACAAUCUCCAUGCGGAGCCUAUAAUUGCUAGAUGGAUUAAACGCAAUGUUCCUGGAUGGCGUGAAGCUGUGUGUGUAUCCAAGAAUGCCGGUGGCACGAAGAGAGUUACAUCUCUGGCGGAUGCGCUGAAGCUCAAUUUCGGAAUGGUCACUACAGACAAGCGUCGGGUCGGAAGUAACAUGUCUGCCAGUAUGAUCAUGCGACGACUAGAUUGGGACGAUAACUCGGAUGUUAGCAAGUUGCACAUUGGACCGGAAGAGAAGGCUAUGACAGAACGUCGUCAGUCGAAAGCACAGCUUAGCACUUUACAAACGGCGGUCGAGCCCAGGUCAGACCCCACACAAGUGAACGGGAGUUCCUCGUCGCGGGCGGCCGGUCAUUCCCGUCAGGAGAGCUCUGGGUCACAGAGGAGGAGUCAGAUUCUGCAGUCGCCAUUACGAACUGCCACAACUCCAGUCGACUCAGAAUUUACCAGUUCCCCUCUUGCCCGUGCGCAGGCCCCACCGCCGCCUCGAUCCACUCCAGUAGAGGAAGAGGUUGAGUUUACGGAUGAGCGUGCUCGCGAUAUUACUCAUGGCAGACUUGUGCAAGGACACAUUGUACCUGAUGAUUACCCCUCUCCUACACAGUCCGCUAUGUCGACUUCUACGGUCCUGGAGAACCUUGAUGAAGAUCCCAUGGAAAUGUCACGAGCGUCAUCAUUUUUCAAUCCAGAGGCUGCACCUUUGGGAGGUUCUGCCGAUGCUGGAGAGAGCUCGGAUGAAGAGGAAGUGCUUAAUGAUCCCACACUGGAACAGAUGAUCACGCUCGUUGGCGACGUUAAGAACAGAACUGUCUUCCUUGUCGAUGAUAUGAUUGACAAGUCUGGGAGCUGGAUCGCUGCUGCUGAAUGUGUUGUCAAGCGUGGCGGUGCAAAGAAGGUCUACAUUAUCGCUACCCAUGGCUUGUUUGGCGGUGACUCUCUUGAGGAGCUGCAAGACUGCGAUUGUAUUGACACAAUUCUUGUCACCAAUUCCUUCCCAAUUCCAGCAGAAGACGCCAGGGCGGCAAGGAAGCUUGUGGUGUUGGAUCUUUCGAAUCUGCUUGCUGAAGCCAUUCGGAGAAAUCACUACGGGGAAUCAAUAUCUCCGCUAUUUGCCCAUGCGGGUGACUAG
Messenger RNA from Glarea lozoyensis ATCC 20868, 1581 nucleotides. Its product is annotated as PRTase-like protein. Gene Ontology annotation, biological process: ribonucleoside monophosphate biosynthetic process; purine nucleotide biosynthetic process; 5-phosphoribose 1-diphosphate biosynthetic process. The transcript has 3 exons. The record is from RefSeq and is a predicted model, not a curated record. Gene Ontology annotation, cellular component: cytoplasm; ribose phosphate diphosphokinase complex. NCBI's taxonomy places the organism in Eukaryota, Fungi, Ascomycota, Leotiomycetes, Helotiales, Helotiaceae. Gene Ontology annotation, molecular function: magnesium ion binding; ribose phosphate diphosphokinase activity. The coding region runs from base 1 to 1581 and encodes 526 amino acids.